Molecule: messenger RNA, 799 nt
Organism: Cloeon dipterum
Lineage: Eukaryota; Metazoa; Arthropoda; Insecta; Ephemeroptera; Baetidae
Product: proteasome subunit beta type-2-like
Exons: 4
Coding region: 85-711 (208 amino acids)
Biological process (GO): proteasomal protein catabolic process
Cellular component (GO): nucleus; proteasome core complex; proteasome core complex, beta-subunit complex
Source: RefSeq, a predicted model, not a curated record
AACGCCAGAGUGACAAAACAUUUUAGUCGGCAAAUCACCCAGCAUCAACUUUUCAUCUUUUUUGCAGAAAAUAAAUCUGUUAAAAUGGAGUGCUUGAUUGGAAUUGCGUUUAAGGACUACGUUUUGAUCGCCGCUGACAUGACCAAUGCGCACAGCAUUUUGGUCAUGAAGAAUGACGAGUCAAAGCUGUUCAAGCUCUCGUCCCAAGUUGUGAUGGCUGUGUCAGGAGAGAGUGGAGACACUACUCAGUUCGCCGAGUAUAUUGCCAAGAAUAUGCAGCUGUACAAAAUGAGGAACAGCUAUGAACUCUCCCCCCAGUCCAUUGCCACCUAUACGCGAAAAAACCUUGCAGACUCCCUUAGAUCCAGGAGCCCCUACAUGGUGAAUCUGCUCAUUGGAGGCUAUGACAAGGAUGAAGGAGCGCAGCUUUACUUCAUGGACUACCUCGCCUCCAUGGUCAAGGUUCCCUUUGCUGCCCACGGCUACGGAGGAUACUUCUCCCUCAGUAUCAUGGACAGACUGUACAGACCUGAUUUGCCCAAAGAAGAGGGAUACAAAGUGAUGGUCGAAUGCGUGAAAGAAUGUCACAGACGCCUCAUUGUCAAUCUGCCCAACUUCAAGGUCCAGAUGAUUGACGCAAAUGGUAUAACUGACUUGCCAAUCAUCUCUGCAAAACAACUCGCUAUUAACUCAUCUCCUGAAGACCAUUAAAAUUUAUAUUUAGGCUUUGGUUUGUUAAUUGUAAUUUUUCAUUAAGUAAUCGAAAAUAAACUGAAUUUGCUUUCAAAUUAAAAUUUAA